AUUAACAGAUGUGGUGAAUUGUUUUGUUUUUUUAGCUUAUGGCAUCAACAGUAUUCUGUACCAACGUGGAAUCUACCCACCAGAAUCUUUCACACGUGUUCAGAAGUAUGGACUUACAAUGCUUGUUACAACAGACCUUGUCCUUAACAAUUAUCUGAAGAAUGUAGUUGGACAGCUAAAAGAUUGGUUAUGUAACCACUUUGUCCAAAGGCUUGUGGUGGUUGUCAACAGCAUUGAAACCAAUGAGGUGUUAGAAAGAUGGCAGUUCGACAUUGAGUGUGACAAAACCAUGACUGAAAACAGUGAAGCAAGGGAAAAAUCAGAGAAAGCAAUUCAAGAUGAAAUUCGGUCCGUCAUCAGACAAAUCACUGCCACGGUAACUUUCCUGCCAUUGCUCGAUGCUGCAUGUUCUUUUGAUCUACUGAUAUAUACAGAUAAAGAUCUGGAAGUACCAGAAAUGUGGGAAGAAUCGGGACCACAAUUUAUAAACAAUUCUGAAGAGGUUCGUCUGCGAUCUUUCACCACAACCAUACACAAAGUAAACAGUUUGGUUGCGUACAAAAAAAUUGAUUCUUAUUAAUGAAGCGUGAUGUACAGAAUUGCCUUGUAUAUUAAACUGUGUAUUUAUACAGAUGUUCUACCGUUUAAUGGUUUCACUUUAGUUUUUGUGUUCUUGAUAAUGUAUCAACUGUCUGUUAUAUUUGUCUAAUUUGUUUUUCCAUUUUAAAACUGCAGUUUCUCUAGAGUUGAAGAAUUUUCUUUAACUUUUGUUUCCCAAGUUGUACAAUUCGUAGAUGUUUUAACAAUGUGUAACUAACAACUUUUGAAUUAGAGAUGAGUUUUAAUGAGAUAAUUUGUAGACUGGCAUUUAUUUCAGAGGUUUGGGAGCUAAAAAUAGACUGGUGGUUCUUAAUCAUGUGCUGAAGGACGAGGCGGAAGUACAACUGCUUGUGCUUUUAUAGCUUUUAAUAUAUGUAAUCUCAGUUCACUGAUUCUUCUCCACUCCACCAAAAUCCAUGUUUUAUAUUGGGGGUUUUUUUCCUCCCAGUAAGCAAAUAUAGUCUUCAUCUAUAAAUUGAUCUGAGGUUGGUUUAAUUAAAAAUCAUUUUAGAAUUGUGUUUUGAAAAUGGUAUGGUUAGUCUGAUUAUUAAGAAUCAGGUUGAUGGCAUCUGCCACUGGACUUGACUAGAACAUUUCAACUCUCAUUGAUUUUGAAUAAUCCAGUGUGCCUUCAGCAGACCUGGUGAUAGCAUCAGUUCCUCUCUGACGGAACAGAUAAUCUUCCUAGCAGACCAAAAUCUUUAAUUAUUGCAGUCAUAUAAACAUCUGUUUGCAGUAGAUGUAGUGUACUGUUGUAUGUGCUCUUUGACAACCUGUAAUUGAAUUUCUUUGUUAUUGCAUAUUUGUUACUAUCUUUACAUGAUAUAAAUUAAAAUCAUUGGUUAAUAUAGUCUAACGGAAUGUUUAUUUGUUUAUAUUAAAAAUGCAAGUAUGUUAAACU
Molecule: messenger RNA, 1501 nt
Organism: Leucoraja erinaceus (little skate)
Lineage: Eukaryota; Metazoa; Chordata; Chondrichthyes; Rajiformes; Rajidae
Gene: mad2l1
Product: MAD2 mitotic arrest deficient-like 1 (yeast)
Exons: 4
Coding region: 119-580 (153 amino acids)
Biological process (GO): mitotic spindle assembly checkpoint signaling
Cellular component (GO): nucleoplasm; cytoplasm; kinetochore
Source: RefSeq, a predicted model, not a curated record